Messenger RNA from Boleophthalmus pectinirostris (great blue-spotted mudskipper), 2640 nucleotides. RefSeq names its product tetratricopeptide repeat protein 39A. The transcript has 18 exons. Bases 202 to 1896 code for a protein of 564 amino acids. Gene Ontology annotation, molecular function: protein binding. The record is from RefSeq and is a predicted model, not a curated record. NCBI's taxonomy places the organism in Eukaryota, Metazoa, Chordata, Actinopteri, Gobiiformes, Gobiidae.
CACAAGAUCAGCACGCCCACCCUCACAAGUCUAAUGGUGAACCUGCCGCAAUUUUAUGUACUUCCAUCCCCUCGUUUCUUUAUGUUUUUGGAGUAAGCGAUAAACUUUGUGAAUGAGUGUGGAUUUUGUGGAGAGUUUCUACUGCGUCUUCCACCGCCGCUGCUGCUGCUACAGGCGUCUCUGCGCGCCCGAGGGGAGAACAUGUCCAAUGGGAAAGAAGCAAAUGUUCCAGUGAACAGCCCCUCGCAAAUGACCCUCCAAGAGUGCCUGGAUGAGUGCAUGGAAGCGCUGGACCUCUUCCUUAACAACCACUUCAAUGAGAGCUUAGACAGGCUUAGGCCAAGGGUGAAUGAGAGCAUGUACCAUGCUCUGAUCUACGCCACAGUGCUGGAAAUGCAGGCCAUGAUGACGUUUGAGCAUGACGACAUCACUAACGCCGGAAACACCAUGAAGAGUGCCCAGGAGGUGUGCCAGAGGUUUCGAAGAAAAUCUCCAGGUCUGAGCAGUAAGACUGGGGAUUCUCUGUCUGAAGUGCAGCUCCAUGCUGAAGUGUGUUUUGCUGAAUGUCAGCUGCAAAGAGCAGCUCUCACCUUCCUACAGGAUGAAAAUAUGGUCAGCUUUAUCAAAGGGGGCAUCAAAGUACGGAACAGCUACUUGAUAUACAAAGAACUACAUUCCUUCAUCAAAUCCCAUAAUUGUCAGAAAGGAGCCAGCCACCUGCAUUUAGAGGGAGGUGUCUCAUUUGGAAUAGGUGCCUUUAAUCUGACCCUCUCUUUGUUUCCUCCUCGGAUACUCAAACUGUUGGAGUUUGCUGGUUUCUCUGGAGACAAGGAGUUUGGUUUGUCACUGCUCAAGGCUGGUGCCACAGGGAUGAACCUGCGCUCGAUGCUGUGUGCUCUCCUAUUGCUCUGCUACUACACAUUUCUAACUAUUAUUCUUGGCACUGGUGAAGGAGAGGUGACUGAGGCUGUGGAGCUGCUCAAACCUUUCCGCCUUCGCUAUCCACAGGGAGCAAUCUUUCUCUUUUUUGCGGGCAGAACUGAGGAGAUUAAAGGCAACAUUGAUGAGGCCGUGGCUCUGUUUGAGGAUGGCUGUAAGGCGCAGCAGGCCUGGAAGCAGUUUCACCACAUGUGCUAUUGGGAGCUCAUGUGGUGUUUCACCUUUAAACGAGACUGGAAGAUGGCUUACUUCUAUGCAGACCUCCUGAGCCGAGAGAGCCGCUGGUCCAAGGCUAUGUAUGUGUACAUGAAAGCAGCAUAUCUGAGCAUGCUUCCAGAGCAACAGGCCAGACCUUUUGAGGAGGAUGAGGUACUGCUCUUCAGACAAGUGCCCACCUUCAAGCAGAAGAUUGCAGGGAAGUCUCCACCCACAGAGAAAUUUGCAAUCCGUAAAGCUAGACGCUACAAGGCUCCCAGCCCUGUCAGACUGCCAGUGCCGGCACUGGAGAUGAUGUACAUGUGGAAUGGCUUCAGUAUGAUCCGGAUGAGACCUGAGCUGAUCAAUGGCAUGUUGGAAACUGUGCAGGAGGCAGAGCGUACUCUACAGGACAAUCCUGAGAAUGAGUUUCUGGUGGAUGACCUGUGUUUGGUUCUGCUGCUCAAGGGAGUGUGUUUGAGGAACCAGGGCUGUCUGCAGUCUGCUCUGGAUUGUUUCAAACAGCUGUGUGACAGUGAGAGGAGGAUCCGCUUUGACCACUACCUGGUGCCCAAUGCUCUGGUGGAGAUGGGUCUAAUUUACAUUGACAAAGGUGAAAGGGACAACGCUAUCAAAGUACUGCGCAAGGCCAAAAAUAACUACAAAGAUUACUCCAUGGAGUCCCGGACACAGUUCAGGAUACAUGCUGCUCUAGCCAAAGUUAAGGCAGAAAUAGUGGAAGAUGAGGACACACAGCUAUGAGAUGCUUCUCUACUGUGAACUCAGUUUCAACUUAUCAACUUUUGAGUUUUUAGCCCCAAGCUGGCAGAGGGCAGAAGACUUUGAAUUAAUGAUAUUCAAAAGCCUUAGAAGAACACAUGAAGUCAAGAGUGACAUUUUAACAAAGGGACUUUCACCACUUGGAUAUACUUCAAGGUGCACCAUGCAACUUUCUGGUUGGGUUUCAUUACCUGCUUGUGUCUGUCAAUGUGUCAUUAUUCUGCCUGGAAUGUUUAAUGACAUUAAAGAGAUCUACCUUAGAUUUAUUCAAUUACAGGUGAUUUUUAAAAAAAUGCCUAAAAAAGACAGGAAUUCUGACUAUGAUAACGGUUACCUCUCCACAGAUCCGACCUGUAACUUGAUCUGGUUUCGUCUCCAGACAAAGCAAAAACAUCUCCAUGUAGAAAAGCAUUUGAUGGAACCCCAACAAAUAAAGUUACACAAUGCACCUUUAUAAAUGCACCCUGAUCAAAUUCACACUAACACUUUCAAGUACCUCCUUAUAAGCCCAAGUGAAAAUUGUCCUAAAUCCAAAUUAUUAGUACAAAGUCUGACUAGAAUUGGCGUCUGUUUACAUCAUUGUAAUGGUUAUUUUAUUGAUUGUAAUAGGCACAAUAAUCAUUUAAAGCUUCAUCUAACAAAUUUAGAGCUUUUAUGGUAGGUUCAAUUAAUUAUUGUAUUUUUAAUAUUUCAUGUUUUGUCUUGAAAUAAACUUACUGAAAUAUC